GCUAAUGCUCCUGCGCAACCAUCUGCACCACCAAAGCCCAAAACCAAGACCAUCUCUACGGAGCUGAAGAUUGAGGAGCGACUACCUGUUGUUUACGACAUCGACAAGUACACACGCGCUGAGAUGAAAAUGCAAGAAGCUGAUCUCCAUGAGAAGCAAAAGGCUGAUGCCAAGAAUAGCGUUGAGGAGUACGUGUAUGAUAUGCGAGACAAACUAUCAGAUUCAUUGGCGGAAUUCGUUACCGAGAAGGAUGCAGAGGCACUUCGUUCACAACUGACUGCAGUGGAGGAUUGGUUGUAUGAUGAGGGUGAAGACGCUGAGAAGCCGGUUUAUGAGCAACGACUUGCCGAACUCCGAAAACUUGGUGACCCUAUAAUUGAACGUUACAGAGAGUUUGAAGCAAGGAAGCCAGCAUUCGAAGCUUUUGAUAGGUCAAUCAUCCGUGUGCGCAAAGCUUACGAAGACUACGUGGCCGGCGGUGAGGCACACGCCCACAUUGACAGCGCUGACAUGGAGAAGGUUUGA
Messenger RNA from Cylicostephanus goldi, 525 nucleotides. The record is from the annotation of a GenBank genome assembly. NCBI's taxonomy places the organism in Eukaryota, Metazoa, Nematoda, Chromadorea, Rhabditida, Strongylidae.